AUGGAGACAGCAGAUGGUCAGUCCGUUUUGAGGUGUGAGCAGUGCAAUAAGCCGUUCGACAAGCACAUGGAUACUACUGUCGGUCUCGAAGAGUCGGUAGUACCCCUCGAUCUCGAUCAUGUAUCUCUUGUGCCAAAGGGAAAGCUCGUUGUGAUAAUAAGCGACCCGAAUGCUCGAGGUGUGUAUCCAAGGCCAUUGGAUGUCACUAUCCACAUGCCGCGCCCAGAGGCUCACACGGAGCGGAGGAGGAUUGGAUCUUCAUUGGUGGAAGCUGUUCCUAGCAUCGACACCCCGCAAGAUUCGAGGAAUGGAGACAUGACUUCCCAAAAUGCGCUUGUCACGUUAGAGCCAAAUUUCGCAAAUGCAGGAGAGCAGCUCCUUGAUUGGGACUACACAAACAUCGAUUUUGCCGAAUUUCUGAACUCCCCGACGAACGAGGAGAAUGUUCAGUACCCCUCCUUCAGGUCAUCAUCCUUACUCCGUCAGUCGACACCCCCACCAUCCACUGCUCAAAUAUUUCAUGAACACCGAUUUCAUGAACACCGAUUUCAUGAACACCGAUUUCAUGAACACCAGUUCUCCUCCUCCAAUAUAUCAAUACCACCAGUACCGGAUCCGUUCUUCCGCUCCCUCGUCCUCAAGCCGACAGUAGGUUUCGGGGCGUCGAGAAUCGCUACCCUCAUACUCCACAACCUCAGAUCUUAUCCCCUGAUGAUGCUCCGCCACGACGCCCUUCCACCUUUCAUCCACCCGGCAUUGAUAUCUUCCAACGAGGAGGACAACUAUAUGGAGCCACUGACGAAUUGCAUCAGUUUGGUGCACAUGAUUAGUAGCAGGGUGCAAGGGAGUCGAAAAUUAUUUUGGAAGAAUGUCCGCGUUGAAUGCGAACGCUUGUGUGCCGAUCAUAUGAAAUUGACUAGAUGGGAAUUACUAGCUGCCAUGCAAGCCCUGUCCAUUUACAUCCUCAUAAGACUAGAGGAAACCGAGACGGAUUAUAAUAAUUUCGAUGUCCUGCUAGUCACAACUGUAACCGUAAUAGCCAAACGCAUCACCUGCAGCCUGAAGACAUGCAACACACCGUCAGCACUCUGCAGCUACAACCGCGACAUAACCUGGAAAGACUGGAUCUACGAAGAAUCGCGACGACGAUUAUCAGUCGUCUACCGCGUCGUCGGCAUGCUCGUCCACUUCGACCCAGCGGGAAUGUGCGCCCUGCAAAAAGACCUGGUCCUCGCGCCCCUCCCCGCGAAGAAACAGCUGUGGGAAGCAAGCGACGAGUUUACGUGGCGGGCGGAGCGGGAGCGGGAUCCGCGGUCGAAGAGCGAUUUUGGGUUGGCGGCGAAUGGGGAGCUGGUGGAGUUGGAUGAGGGGCAGAUGUAUUGUAGUGAUGCGGUGUUGUUGUAUAAGUCGUUGGAUGCGAGGGUGCCGGAGAGGAGGGGUGCCAUGUGGGAGGAUUGGUGUUCGGGGAUGGAUGGGUUUGGGGGGCUUGUUAUGCUUGCUGCUUCUUUGAUCGUGUGA
Molecule: messenger RNA, 1518 nt
Organism: Mollisia scopiformis
Lineage: Eukaryota; Fungi; Ascomycota; Leotiomycetes; Helotiales; Mollisiaceae
Exons: 6
Coding region: 1-1518 (505 amino acids)
Source: RefSeq, a predicted model, not a curated record